Vicia villosa (hairy vetch) is the source of this 462-nucleotide messenger RNA. RefSeq lists its product as uncharacterized. The record is from RefSeq and is a predicted model, not a curated record. Gene Ontology annotation, molecular function: nucleic acid binding; RNA-DNA hybrid ribonuclease activity. Lineage: Eukaryota; Viridiplantae; Streptophyta; Magnoliopsida; Fabales; Fabaceae. The coding region runs from base 1 to 462 and encodes 153 amino acids. The transcript has a single exon.
AUGGCUAGGGCAAAAUUGGUUGGUAACUUAACCAAGAAGAAAGGAGAUGACUCUAUGCUCUGUUUCACUUUUCUCAAAAUUCUUGGUAUUAACAUCAACCCCCGUGCAACGUUAUCUAUGAUUGAUGUUCUUUGGUGUCCUCUGUACUUCAGUUGGAUUAAGUGUAACGUAUACGACAUGGCUAAGGGUCCAUUGGCGGCUUGCGGUGGUAUCUUUCGUGACUCGCAAGCCAAUCACAUUUUGAGCUUUAGUGUCUUUCUUGGGGAAGGCUCUCCGGUGGUGGCGGAAUUUAUGACUACUGUGAUUGCUAUUGAGAAAGCAAAGCAAAUGAAUUGGAAGAAAGUUUGGGUUGAGACAAAUUGUAAGUUGGUUGUUCUAGCUUUUACUAAUUGUAACUUAGUGCCGUGGAAAGUUAAAUCUCGUUGGCAAAAUAUAGGUUUUAAUAGCAAAAUGAUUACUUGA